Brassica rapa (field mustard) is the source of this 5961-nucleotide messenger RNA. RefSeq lists its product as uncharacterized. The record is from RefSeq and is a predicted model, not a curated record. Lineage: Eukaryota; Viridiplantae; Streptophyta; Magnoliopsida; Brassicales; Brassicaceae. Gene Ontology annotation, molecular function: zinc ion binding.
AUUCGGGUAACUGUUUGGGUUGUUCCGAGUCUCUUCCUUUCGAGUUUUCGGAGAUAAAGAUUUCAGUUAUAUUUGGGUAUCUACAAAUUUGAUUCGGUUUAUUUUGGAUCUUCAUAGGUUCUGUUAGAAUCUUUGUGGAUUCGGUAAAGUUUGGGUUCAGAUAACCCUUUUGAAUUGUUUUAAAUAUUUAAUUUUGACUAUUUGUAUAUAUUUUUAAGUAUUUUAGACAAUUUAAAAAUAUUUUAUAUAUUUUGGACAAUUUUAAAAUAUCUUAUAUAUUUUGAAUAAUUGUUUAGAUAUUAAAUCUAAAAAUAGUUAGUUUAUUUAAGUAUAUAAAUCUGAUUAAAAUAUAUUCAGAUAUCCGAAAUGUUACGGUUUGGAUUGGAUUCAGUUACGGUUCUCUUGAUAUUAAAAUUUUAAAUCAGUUCAGAUAUUUAACCAGUUUCAAUUCAGAUUUGAUACUACUUUUUCAUAUUGGAAUCGGUUCAGUUUUUCGGAUUUGAGUUUUUUUUCGAGCCUUAGGUUUCAGUGCAGUUAGAAGAAGAAUUAUUUGGAGUCUUUUAUAUUGAUUAUGUGUUAUCGAAUGAAUAAUAUUAUUGACAAUGCUCUCGCUAUAUACAGAUUACAGAGUAAGGAGUAUACAAAGAUGGUAAGGCAAUAUGCAGAAGUUAAUUACAGGGAAGUAUUACUAUAUCUUAUCAAAUCAUCCUCCUCUCCACAAAUGAUCUUAAAGUUAAAUAUAUAUAUAUAUAUAUAUGUAUAUAGAAUUUUACCAAAAAUAAAAUAAAAUAUAUAUGUAUAUAGAUCUAGCUAGCUAGCUAGCCCCGGCACAUAUAAUUAAAUUAGUUUACGUUUUUUUUUUUUUUUUUUUUUUAAAUUAGUUUACGUUACCAUACUAGAGUAGAGUGUGAAACAAAUUCAGAUUGUUUGUAAAAUAAGAAAAGAAUAAGCUGUCUCAAGAUGUCUAUAUAUGAACGUAUUACUUACUUGUGAGAUUUUUAAAUAGCCUAUUUGUUACACAUUGUCUCCUCUGGUCAACUGUUCAUCGCAUGUACAUCAAUGGGAAUUGGAUGGUGAAAUUCUGUUAAUCGAAUUGGUCAACAUUCUAAUUAAUUAGUUCAUGUCAAGCGGUACUACUAUGGAUAGUAUUAUUUAAACUGAGUACGGUAUCCCGUUCUUAUAUUUUAGUCAUCUUGUUUAUUAAUGUACUGUUCCUUGAAUGUUAGGGGUGAUAAAUAAUAGUGCUACUAGUUCAAAUAAAAGCGUACACAUUUUUGGUACAUAAAUGGAGAAUCUUAUUAUUGGUCUAGGUUCAUGUUCUUAGUGAGGACACUUAGUGAAGACUGACGUCAAUCCUCUUCUUCCAACGGGUCGACCACCUAUUUCCCCGUGAGAACUAUUGUAUAGUGCUAUAUGUCUCUGAAACUAUUAUCUCUAUCUAUUUAUCCCCGAGAAUAAAGUUCCAGUCCUAUUUCCCCCCGAAUAUAUAGUUCGAAACCUAUUUCUCUCCAAUCAUCGAAUUAGACGGUUAACUAUCGGUUUACUGUUUUAACCUAAACCGUAAACCACUUAAAAUUGAUAGUUAACCAACUAAGAUCCAAUUAAGAAGGAUUUAAACCCGAUUAAAGAUCCAGCCUUACUACUCAAAAAAAAAAAAACAAAGCCAACGUAAUAAACGUAAUCCAGAACCCGACCUUUCAGAAAAUCCCCAAAUUUUUUACGAAGAAGAUGAGUUCAAUGGCGUUAGGCUCUGAAGCUGUAGAAAACGCAGAAGAUGAGUUCGACGAAGAAGCUGUGGAGAGAGACGAAUUUGAAAUCGAGCAAUUGGUUGAGGACUUCGUCAACGAGCCGUCAAUUCGACACGAUGAGGUUCCAGAAAGUGAAAGUGACAGCGAUAACGAGGGUAAAGAGGAUGAGAGAGUUUCGAAACAGAGGUCGACGAACUAUGCGAAGCGUGGUAAUGGAACACUGUACAAAGACCAGAGAUUCUUCAAUGGAGUAGCUUUUAAGGAAUGUGUCCUUGAUUAUGCACUAAAAUCAGGCAGAAACAUUAAACAGUAUAGGUACGAUAAAGACAAGAUUGGAUUUAAAUGUGUUGGUGGAGUUAGUGAAGGUGAAGCUUGUGAAUGGAAAGUGUAUGCAUCCAUCCUACCAAGUGACAAUAUAUGGAAAGCUAGGCUGUUUGUAGAUAAGCAUAGCUGUGUUCCCAAUGGAUCUUGUGAGAUGUUGAAGGUUCCACAUAUUGCUAGGUUGUUCGUCGAUAGCAUUAGAGAGGAACCAGAGUAUUAUAUGCCCAUGAAAAUAGAAGAAAAAAUUAAGGAGAAGUGGGGACUCACAGUGUCAAGACCGCAGUGUCAGGUAGCUAGGAGUAAGGCGUUGAAGUGGAUCGAAUUUGAAUAUGAUCACCAGUUUGCAAGGCUCCGUGACUAUGCGGCAGAGCUUAUUCAGUCAAAUAGUGACUCGACAGUGGAGAUUGAUACAUUGAAAAAUGACAAAGGUGAAGAAGAGUUUAACCGGUUUUAUGUUUGUUUUAAUAAAAUCAAACAAACCUGGAAAGAGACAUGUAGACCACUGAUAGGGAUGGAUGGUUGCUUCUUGAAACACAAAGUCAAGGGUCAGUUUUUGGUUGCAUUAGGAAGAGAUGCAGAUAAUGCUAUAUAUCCGAUAGCUUGGGGUGUUGUCCAAGUCGAAAAUAAUGACAACUGGUUAUGGUUUGUGAGUAAAGUGAGAGACGACUUGGGACUCAAGGAUGGCAGUGAUUUUAUCUUGGUUUCAGAUCGGCAAAAGGGAUUGAUACACGGUGUCUCAUUGGCGCUACCAAAGAUUGAGCAUAGAAUGUGUGUCAGACAUAUCUAUGGUAAUCUGAAGAAGAAACAUGGGAGUAAAUCAGACAUGAAGCCAUAUAUAUGGAGUUUAGCAUGGAGCUACAAUGAAGCAGAGUUCCAACAAAAUUUGGACAGAAUAUUUAAUUAUGAUUCUGAAGUGUAUGAUGAUGUUCAGAAGAUGAAGCCAAGGACUUGGUGUAGAGCUUUUUACAAGAUAGGGAGUUGCUGUGAAGAUGUUGAAAACAACUCAACUGAAUCUUUCAAUAGCACUAUAACAAAAGCUAGAGAGAAGCCAUUUGUCCCAAUGCUUGAGACUGUUAGGCGACUUGCAAUGGCACGCAUUGCUAAACGUUCUGAUAUCUCUCGUGGUCACAAAGGUAUUUGUACACCAUAUGUUGUAGAUUUUCUCGCAGCCGAGCAUAAAGAUGCUUCAAAAUGCAUCGUGACAAGAAGCACAAAUGGGAUGUAUGAAGUAAAGCUUGGCUGGUGUACUUACCGUGUAAGUUUGGAGAGGAGAACUUGCACUUGCAAGAAAUUCGAGAUUUGUGGAAUCCCCUGCGAGCAUGCAUAUGGCGUGAUGUUACAGAAGAAACUCGCACCAGAAAACUUCGUCUGCCAUUGGUUUCGUACUGCUAUGUGGAGGAGGAACUAUGCUGAAGGUCUUGUUCCAGUGAGAGGUGCUCCUUUUUGGCCUUGUACGAGUGCUCCUGAUGUUCACAUUCCUCCUGAUCCAAAACAACCUGGGAAGAAGAAAAUUACCAAAGCAGAGAAAAAAAGAAAGAAAGGAGUUAAUGAAUCCCCAACAAAGAAGCAACCUAAGCACAAAAAACGUAUAAUGCAUUGCGGAAUAUGCGGAAUGGCUGACCACAACUCAAGGUUUCACGCAAAGAACAAGGUUUGUUAUAUUCUUCUUCGACUAAUGUGUGUAUCAAGGAUAGGGUUCACUUAUCUUUCUCCAUUUUGUGUUUUGUCAGGCUGCUCAAGGUGGUUCUCAAGCUCCUCCUCCAGCAGUUUCUCAUAUUUCUUCUCCAGCUGCUUCUCAAACUGCCUCACCAACUACUUCUCAAGGUGGAUGUCAUGUAAUUCUUGGAUAUGAAGAUAUGUGUUGAUUAGUGCUUUGGUCUUUAUCUUAUCUAGGAUGUUGUCUAAACAUUAUCUCGGGGUUUGUGGAUUUUAGUGGGGUUGCACUUUUUAUGUAGAAAGCAUCCAACUCUUUUGUGAAAACCAAUAUCUUUUGUCUUUUUUUUUUAUGUGGAAAGCACAUGGAUUAUUUGUUUAUGUUUGUUUGCUUGUGCAAGCCGUUGUUCCAGACUGAAAAUAACCAUGUAAUUCAAUAAUACUAAACAAGAAAAACACAUUCAUAACUUGAAAUAGUCCUAAACACGUACAAUACAAAACAAACACAAUCAUUGUCUACAAGAAUACAAACAGAACACAUGAAAAAAACAAACACAGCCAGUUGCAUAACACUUCAGUUUCUCAUCAGACACAUAACUCCCAUCAUACCAACCAAGGUCAAGCUUCCAAUCACAACCACGAUCAUUGUAUUCUUCAUCUUUGCACUUGCUUCAGCCAAUGCAUCUUCAACCCUCGCCAUUAUCUCUGUUUCAGUCCUCUCAAAGACACUCUUUGAUGCCAUCUCAUUAAUCACUUCUUCAAGUCUUGCAUUUUUAAGUAAAAGUGUAUCAACCUCGUUCAAUAAAGCCUCAUCCACCCACUUAAAGAUAUGAUUAUCGUUUUGAAGCUACAAAUUAAAAACAAUCACAACACUGAUAAUCAAAAAGAAAAAUCCUAAGCACUAUCUGAAACAAUCACAUUACCUUAUUCUCUGCUGCAAAUGAACAUCGCAAGUAUCUCCGGUAUGGAUUUUGGUCGGACUUGGAUGUCAACGUCACCAUUAGCUCACCACACCAACAUUUCUUAGGAACACCGAAAAAUCUUCCACCACCUCUUGAGGGUCGACGACCAGAUGAUGAUCCCCUCGAAUCUCCAGACGUGUUGCUCUGACCUCCAGCCAUCACCUUCGCAAAGAUUAAAAUCGAUUUCAAAAGUUAGGGUUCUUAGUGAUUUUUGCGAUUUGGGGGUUUUUACAGACAGGGUUUUCACGUUUUAAUGGGUCGGGUUUUGGUCUGGUUAAUUGACUGUAUUUUGGUUUAUUUCGGCUCUGGUUUACAUCAUAGAUCGAGAACCGAUAGUAAACCGUCUAAUUCGAUGAUUGGGGAGAAAUAAGUUUCGAACUAUAUAUUCGAGGGGAAAUAGGACUGGAACUUUAUUCUCGGGGACAAAUAGAUAGAGGUAAUAGUUUCAGAGACAUAUAGCACUAUACAAUAGUUCUCGUGGGGAAAUAGGUGGUCGACCCUCUUCCAACACAUGAACUUAAUGCUUUCCAUAUAUAUUUAUAUUUUCCUCCCUAAAAGAGUAUACAAAUAGCCAAAAUAAUUACAAUUAUAAUGGAAGAAUUUAAAAUGUCAAUUUUUUUUAUGAAAAACUUCUUCUAGAAUUACUCUUUCAACUAUUGGACAUUGCUUCUCUCUUUUGAUGGGAUGGCUCAGACUUAAGAUCUUGUUUCAUAUAGAAUCUUUUCAUCGUUAGUAUGAUAUUUACAAUGAGCAAAAUGUACAUAUCAAAAAAUUGUCUUUUGCGAAAAAAAUACUAGUCCUACAAAAAUGCAUCUUCACUGAAAGCCUUUGUAAUCUAACUAACCUCCAUAAAAAUUAGUAGAAACAUCUUUUCGUUAGUUAUAUGCAUUGUCUUUUUCCACGAGUGGUAGUUUAAUUACGAAUUGAAGCCCACCGUUGAUUUUUAAUCUGGUUGAACCGGCAGAGUAACAUGUUUAGCUACCUUUAGGGAACAUAUUAUUAUGAAUUUUGUAAUCUAAACUAACUUCGAAGGCUAUGCAAUAUCAUAUCAAUAACAAAGUGAUUUUUAUGAUUUUAUAAUAUACCUCUUUUGUUUCAAAUUAAAUAGUGUCCUAGAGUAAACCUUUUGUUACAAAAAUAAGAGUAUUGUUUUAUAAUUUGAAUGCAAUUUUUGUUAUUAAUCCUUUUUCUUAAUUAAAUGAAGAAAAACAGUAAAUGAUUUUCAGUUAUAAGAAAACAAUAAAUGAUUUAGAACUUCAAGUAAAAAAAAAGAAAAA